This is a messenger RNA of Puntigrus tetrazona (Sumatra barb), 2911 nucleotides long. Its product is annotated as protein-glutamine gamma-glutamyltransferase K-like. Lineage: Eukaryota; Metazoa; Chordata; Actinopteri; Cypriniformes; Cyprinidae. The transcript has 14 exons. Gene Ontology annotation, molecular function: protein-glutamine gamma-glutamyltransferase activity. The record is from RefSeq and is a predicted model, not a curated record. Gene Ontology annotation, biological process: peptide cross-linking. The coding region runs from base 92 to 2569 and encodes 825 amino acids.
GCUGGUUAAAGCAGGACUUACUGAUCACUUGCUGCAGCACUUCAAGCAUUCGGUUCCCCUUUCUCUUGAACAGACAAGGACUCAAACCAUCAUGCCUUUUGUGUACAACCCAUACAAAAACCUCUGCACCGUCGGCCGUUUCCCAGCCAUUAAACUGCAGGAGGAUGGCUGCAGGAAAGCAACCUGCUACACACCGGUUUACAGCAACCCUUGUGUUAACCCAUGCGCAAAUCCUUGUGCCAAACUUGAUGUAAACCCUUGUGUCAACCCUUGCUCUAAACCUUUUGUAAACCCUUGGGCAAACACUUGCAAUAUUCCUUAUGCUUACCCAUAUGUUAACCCUUGUGUUAACCCAUGCGUCAACCCCUGUGUUAACCCUUGUGCUUCUCCAUACCCUAAUCCUUGCGGCUUUGUCACUCCAUGCCAUGAUUAUGAGACAAAGGAAGUUGUCGUCAAGGAAUUUGUGGAGGAUUGUACAACCAAGAGAGUCUGUGGGGGGGAGGAGGCUGUCCUCCGGGUGAGUAAAGUUGACCUUCUCAAAUGUAGGACUGGACAGAAUCGUCAGGAGCAUCACACACACUGUUUCCUUGAUGAUCGUCUCAUCGUCCGCAGAGGACAGUGUUUCAAUAUGUGGGUUGAUCUUUGCCGUCCAUUCAACCCCAGCUGUGACAAGCUUCACCUGGAGCUCAAACUUGGUCACAUCCCAUCCAUCCGGGACGGCACUUAUGUGAUCGUUCCAAUAGUGGAAGAAUUCAAGAAAGAUUGCUGGGGGGCAAAGAUUGUGGAAAAAGGACAAAACCGAAUCAAACUGUGUGUGCACUCUGUUCCGACUGCUUGUGCUGGACGAUACCAGCUCAGUGUCGUGACACACUGUCCAGGAGGAAGAUUCACUUUACCUUAUGUUCCUGAAAAUGACAUUUACAUGCUGUUCAACCCCUGGUGUAAAGAUGACUGUGUGUACCUGAGUGAUGAGGCAGAGAGAGCUGAGUAUGUGCUGAAUGAUAUGGGCAAAAUCUACUAUGGAACUAAGCAGCAGAUUGGCUGCAGAACAUGGAACUUUGGUCAAUUUGAGGAGGGAAUCUUGUCUGCAUGUAUGUAUGUGUUGGAGAAGAGCUGCACACCUUGCUCAGGAUGGGGAAAUCCUAUUAAUAUUUCCAGAGUGUUGUCUGACAUGGUCAUUGCCAACAAAGACUGUGGAGUGCUGGAGGGUAACUGGUCAAACUGCUAUGGAGAUGGAACUGCUCCGACAUCCUGGUGCAGCAGCAGUGCCAUCCUGAAACAGUACCACAAAUGUGGAGGAAUACCUGUCAAAUAUGGACAGAGCUUGGCCUUUGCUGGAGUCACCAACACACUGUUAAGGUGUUUGGGAAUUCCUUCUCGUCCAGUUUCAAACUUCUGCUCUGCUCAUGACACUGAUGUUUGUUUGACAUCUGACGUCUAUUUGGAUGAGAAAUUCCAGCUGAUCGAUCAUAUGAACCGUGAUUCAAUCUGGAACUACCACGUGUGGAAUGAGGCCUGGAUGACUCGGCCAGACCUGCCAUCUGGUUUUGGAGGUUGGCAGGUGAUUGAUUCUACUCCUCAACUCACCAGCCAGGGCUUCUUCCGUUGUGGUCCCACCUCAGUUGCUGCGAUCCGCACAGGACAGACCUUCCUGAAGCAUGACGUGCCCUUCCUCUUUGCUGAAGUGAACAAUGAUAAAGUUUACUGGCAGAGAAAAUGUGAUGGUACAUUUGGUGUUGUCCAUGUUGAGAAGGAUGUAGUAGGUCAUUGCAUCAGCACCAAGGCUGUUGGCUCAGAUCAACGUGUGGAUAUCACAAACCUCUACAAACACCCACUUGGUUCUUCUGAGAAGUGCACUGCUUUGGAAACAGCUCUUCGUCAUGGCUUGAGAAGAUGCACAUACCCACUGCCCUGUGCUGAGGAUGUUGUCUGUGAAGUCAACUUGAAAGGGGAUGGACCAUGUGUGGGCAAAGAUGCUGUGCUUUGCAUCAAUCUGAAAAACAAAUGCAGCUCACCUCGUAGCGUCACCCUCUACAGCCAGGCUGCAGCCAUGUACUACACCGGAAUCAGGAAGACCUUCCUGAAGAAGGACCACACAUGCAUUGAGCUCAAGCCUUCUGAAUGUAGACCCAUGGAAUGGACCCUGAGUUAUGAAGAAUAUAAGGAACACCUGGUGGAUCAUGCCUCACUGAUGCUCAACCUUUUUGGACACGUGGCUCAGACUAAGCAGAUUCUGGCCACCCAGUACAACUUCAGACUGCGCACACCAGACCUUGUUAUCGCUCCUGUAUGUGAUGCUGUCAUUGGUCAAGAAGUGCCAAUCAAAGUAACUUUCCAGAAUCCACUGCCUUGUGUUCUGAAGAACACUGUAUUCCGCUUUGUGGGACUUGGACUGCAGCAUGCCAGAGUUGUUAACUAUGGUGACAUUGCAGGGCAUGCCACAGUGUGCUUGACAGAGAAGUUUAUUCCCAAAUGUCAUGGCCCACAUAAACUUCUGGCCUCAUUUGAUUGUCCUCAGCUUACUCAGGUGCAUGGAUUCACCAACAUUGUUGUCAAACAGCACUGUUAAACCAAUCAAAUGAACAAAACAGAGGAAACGUCAUGGCUCAACUGAACAGAAAGUGCUCACAAUUGCAUUGGUUUGCAAAGAUAAGUUUUAGUUUCUUUUAACCUACAAGCUGUAUACCAUAGACUUAUUAUGGUGCAUUUAGUUAUGAUGAAGGAUACCUGCACUUAUGCUUUAUGCAAGACACUAUUGUCCUUUCAUCUUUUCUGAUUUUCUUUUUUGUAGAUUUUUGGGAAUUGGAAUUUAGAAUUUUGGAGAUUCAAAUGUCAUACUGAAUCAGUCAUCAAAGUAAUUGUUUCAUGGUGUUGGUUACUCUGUCCUGUGUAUCUUCAGCUUCAAAUAAAA